GGUUGCUGAGAGAGAGGGAUUUGGAUGGGACAGCCUUCCUUUUAGCCUUCUUCUCAGACUGUCAUCAGCAUGGAUAUUUUGACGGAUCAAAACGUGCAAAAGUACCGGGAUGAGGGCUAUCUGGUGCUGGAUGGCCUUCUGUCCCCAGAGGAGUGUGAUGCUUUACGGGACCGUAUGAGUGAGAUCAUUGAGCGGAUGGACGUUCCUGAACACUGCAGGACACAGUUCUCCACUGACCACGACGAGCAGCUUAAAACACAGAUGCAGGGAAAUGCAGACUAUUUCAUCACCAGUGGAGACAAGAUCCGUUUCUUCUUUGAGAAAGGAGUGUUUGAUGAUAAAGGAGAGUUCAUCGUGCCAAGAGAGCAGUCCUUGAAUAAAAUCGGCCAUGCUCUCCACGCUUAUGAGCCGCUGUUUAAAGCGGUCACCCACUCCCCCAAAAUUCAAAAUCUGGUGAAGAACCUUGGCCUGAUAAAUCCUGUGAUUCUGCAGAGUAUGUACAUCUUUAAGCAACCAGGGAUUGGUGGAGAAGUGAGCCCUCACCAGGACGCCACCUUCCUUCACACGCAGCCUCUGGGAAGAGUGAUGGGCGUGUGGAUCGCUCUGGAAGACGCUGCGCUGGAGAACGGCUGUCUGUGGUUCAUACCGGGAUCACACAACGAUGGGAUUACCAGGCGAAUGGUGCGGACACCUAAAGGCACGUUUCCUCUGACUGAUUUCAUUGGCCGAGAGAAGAAUUACGACGACAAGCUCUUCGUUCCCACUCCUGUUAAAAAAGGUGGAGCGGUUCUGAUUCACAGUGAAGUUGUCCACCGCAGCGCUGCAAACACAUCUGACGCCUCACGCCACGUUUACACCUUUCACGUUAUGGAGUCUCAAAACACUGUUUGGAGUCCUGAGAACUGGCUACAACCAACAGAAGAGCUGCCCUUCCCGUCCCUCUACACCUAAAGACAGAAAGAACACCAAAACAGACCUGAUAACACGUGAAGAUAUCAGGACAGUCACGUGACUAUAAUGAGCCUUUUUAACAUCUGGACCAACAAUCAAAGUUUUGUAAAUGGACCAAAAAAUGUGAAUCAUUUUGAAUCAUCUGUAUAUUUGAUCUACAACCACAACAGUGUUAAUAAAAGGCUAGUUUUUGUCAACCAAAGAGUGUUUAUUUAUAAUCUGAAUUUUAGAAAGCAAGAAACAUUUAAUUUGAUUAGAAAUUCACUUUAUUUCCUUUAACGCAACAUUCUCUGAGUACCCACCAAAAUCAAUAUAAUAUAGAAAAGGUAUGAACGUUUGAUAAGUAUAAUCUGGAUUUCCUGAUGAAGAAAAUAAAUGACCAAACUGCAGUUCUCAUGUCAACCAAUCACUGAUGGGAAAAUCUGAAAAAUAACAUUUAUAGACAUUGCUGAAAAACCAACUUUAAUAAAAAUAGCACACAAAAAAAAAACUGAUAUUCAACAUAGAAAAAAUUCCAACAAAGAUUUUCUCACAAU
Messenger RNA from Sinocyclocheilus grahami, 1487 nucleotides. RefSeq names its product phytanoyl-CoA dioxygenase domain-containing protein 1. The transcript has 12 exons. The record is from RefSeq and is a predicted model, not a curated record. The coding region runs from base 70 to 951 and encodes 293 amino acids. Lineage: Eukaryota; Metazoa; Chordata; Actinopteri; Cypriniformes; Cyprinidae.